Messenger RNA from Rhodotorula toruloides NP11, 870 nucleotides. RefSeq names its product carboxymethylenebutenolidase. The transcript has 6 exons. The record is from RefSeq and is a predicted model, not a curated record. Gene Ontology annotation, molecular function: hydrolase activity. The coding region runs from base 1 to 870 and encodes 289 amino acids. NCBI's taxonomy places the organism in Eukaryota, Fungi, Basidiomycota, Microbotryomycetes, Sporidiobolales, Sporidiobolaceae.
AUGGCUGCUACACAGGCGACGAACGACGCGUACAAGCCCUGCGAGCAUUGCUUCGCGGGCUACAAGCUCGACGGCGAGCCGAAGGGUACGAUGGGCGAACUCGGCGGCUUGAGCUACUACCUGGCGGCCGGUAAAGCGGACGAGAAAGACCGUGCGAUCGUCCUCGGCACGGACAUCUUCGGCCUCGGCUUGGUCAACUGCAAGAUCCUCGCCGACUGGUUCGCCGACAAGACUGGAUUUCCCGUCUUUGUUCCCGACUACUUCGAAGGCGCGCGCCGCGACUACAUCGACACCUCGUCAAUCAAGCCACAACUCGCCGCUCUCGAAGAGCCAAUGAAGACCAAAUCCUUCUUCCAGCGCACCUGGACUAUGUUCUCGCUCGUCUCGGCCAUGCUUGUCAAGGUCGGACCGCGGUACCUGUACCGCCACAGGAUGAGUCGUUGCAUGCCUUUGGCAGAGAAGUUCUGCCGCGACUUGAGAGAACAGAAAGGCUUCAAGCGCCUAGGUUGGAUCGGCUACUGCUGGGGAGGCGCACUUGCUGUCCUCCUCGCAGGCGAAACCUCGCCUCUCGACACGGCCAUCUGCUUCCACCCCGGGACUUUGACGGUCAAGAACAUCGAGGACAUCCGCAGGCCCUUCAUGCUCGUCUGCUCAGAAGAAGACAUGUCCUUCGAUUCUAUCAAACCCGCCGCCCUCACCGCCCUCGCUUCCCUCUCCUCCACGCACAACAUCGCGACGAAAGUCUACGACGACAAUCCCGGUACCGUACACGGAUUCGGGUGCAGGCCGAGGUUGAGCGAUCCACGCACGAGGGAGGCGUUCGAGAGGGGGUUGGAGAGGUCGAGGGAGUGGUUUAAGGAGUAUCUGUGA